This is a messenger RNA of Olea europaea var. sylvestris, 629 nucleotides long. RefSeq lists its product as uncharacterized. The transcript is spliced from 2 exons. The record is from RefSeq and is a predicted model, not a curated record. The coding region runs from base 11 to 505 and encodes 164 amino acids. NCBI's taxonomy places the organism in Eukaryota, Viridiplantae, Streptophyta, Magnoliopsida, Lamiales, Oleaceae.
UGCUAAUUCAAUGUACAAAAUAAGCAACAGUUUGUUGUUGGUCUAUGACGAAAGCUAUCAUUCAGCAUCAGAUACUCAAGUGUUUGAGAGAUUGUCAGUUAUCGUUGCAGAUAUAAUUGCUUCAAGCCUGACCAAUUUACCUCAUGUUAUACUCAAGAAAUGUAACAAUUGCGCCAUAGAAAAAUGGGAGAAAGGUAUACAGGAAGCAACUCAACCUUUGGGAGAAACUCAAGGCAUUCUGAAAGCUCUUCAAAAGCAUGAAAUUCCUAAUCUAUCACCCGAUCAAUCAAUGUAUAUUGACGAAUGGCGUACUUUACUUAAACAUACUAACCAUGGUAUUUUGGCCCCAACUUCUAGAGGUGAGAAUAUUAUUACUGCUUCAAGUGGUGAGGUGCAUUUGGAUGUACAAGAACUUCGUGCAAGUGCUACAGCAGGCAAUGCAGAGUCUCAUGUGACCGUGGAAGUGGAAGAGUUAGGAGACGAAAAAGAGAACCACCAAGCAUAAGACCUAACAUCUCCACUUUUUGGAAGUCAUUGUUUAUAAACAUCCUUUUUUCCCCCUUUUUUUGUUUGGCCAUACAAUUGUUGUGAAUUUCCAGUCAUUCAGUAACAUUUGUGUUAUCAUGAAA